Arctia plantaginis is the source of this 231-nucleotide messenger RNA. The record is from the annotation of a GenBank genome assembly. NCBI's taxonomy places the organism in Eukaryota, Metazoa, Arthropoda, Insecta, Lepidoptera, Erebidae.
AUGAAGUGUUUGAAAUACAUUCUAGCGUUGGUAGCAGUGGUGAUGUCCAUGUGUUUGUCGGCAGACUCCAGCAUACCGCAGCCCAGGGCGCCCAACUUCCAGUACUUCGAAAGGCCGAACUACCGUUACCCGUACUACGACGAGAACGGCAAGGGCAAGUUGCUGUACGGGUACGGCGGGCCCGAGCUGUACCAGUACAAGAGCUACUCGCCGCUAGAGGGCAUCUACUGA